AAGAAAGCCAAGAAAAGAGCGGAUGGCGCCAAUUCCAAUGUCUUCUCCAUGUUUGAACAGACCCAAAUCCAGGAGUUCAAGGAGGCCUUCACCAUCAUGGACCAGAACAGAGACGGUUUCAUCGACAAGAAUGACCUGAGGGACACCUUCGCUGCUCUCGGGCGUGUGAACGUGAAAAACGAGGAAAUCGAAGAAAUGCUGAAGGAGGCUCCAGGUCCCAUUAACUUUACCGUGUUCCUAACGAUGUUUGGGGAGAAGCUGAAGGGGGCGGACCCCGAGGAGACCAUUCUCAACGCGUUCAAGGUGUUUGACCCCGAGGGCAAGGGGGUGCUCAAGGCUGAUUAUGUUCGGGAGAUGCUGACCACACAGGCAGAGAGGUUUUCCAAGGAGGAGAUCGAGCAGAUGUUCGCCGCCUUCCCCCCGGACGUGACCGGCAACCUGGACUAUAAGAACCUGGUGCACAUCAUCACCCACGGGGAGGAGAAGGACUAG
This is a messenger RNA of Diceros bicornis minor, 492 nucleotides long. RefSeq names its product myosin light chain 2 (gene MYL2). Gene Ontology annotation, biological process: heart development; muscle cell fate specification; cardiac muscle contraction. Bases 49 to 492 code for a protein of 147 amino acids. Gene Ontology annotation, cellular component: cytoplasm; myofibril. The record is from RefSeq and is a predicted model, not a curated record. Lineage: Eukaryota; Metazoa; Chordata; Mammalia; Perissodactyla; Rhinocerotidae. Gene Ontology annotation, molecular function: calcium ion binding. The transcript is spliced from 6 exons.